Molecule: messenger RNA, 1116 nt
Organism: Sphenostylis stenocarpa
Lineage: Eukaryota; Viridiplantae; Streptophyta; Magnoliopsida; Fabales; Fabaceae
Source: the annotation of a GenBank genome assembly
AUGGCAAACGGGAGCAGGAGAGAAGAAAGCAGAAAAGUGGAAGAAAGAGAGGGGAUACCGCUUCUCACCCCAUACAAGAUGGGAAAUUUUAAUCUGUCCUACAGGAUAGUGUUGGCACCGUUAACACGAUGCAGGUCUUACAAUUUCGUCCCUCAGCCUCAUGCUGUUCUAUAUUAUUCUCAGAGAACAACUAAGGGCGGCUUCUUGAUUGGGGAGGCCUCCGGGGUGUCUCAAACGGCACAGGGAGAACAGGUGGAAGCUUGGAAACCUAUUGUUAGCGCUGUUCAUGAAAAGGGUGGUAUUUUCUUUUGUCAACUUUGGCACGCUGGUAGAGUCUCCAAUUAUGAAUACCAACCAGAUGGCGAAGCCCCAAUAUCAAGCACAGAGAAGCGGCUUCGUAAGGAUAUCGCCAACAGUAAAGCAACAGCUGAUAGAUACUCAACUCCUCGCCGGGUGAGAGCCGAUGAAAUCCCCAGGCUAGUCAAUCACUUCGUAAUUGCUGCCAAAAAUGCGAUGGAAGCGGGUUUUGAUGGAGUGGAGAUCCACGGAGGGAACGGGUACUUACUGGAUCAGUUCCUGAAGGACGAGGUGAACGACAGAGAUGACGAAUACGGAGGUAGCUUAGAAAAUCGUUGCCGUUUCCCACUGGAAGUGGUGAAGGCAGUGGCUAAUGAGAUCGGAGCUGACAAGGUUGGGAUUAGGCUCUCCCCUUUCGCCGAUUACAACGAUUGCGUAGACUCUGACCCUCAGGCAUUGGGCAUUUACAUGGCUCACUCAUUGAAUGAAUUGGGCAUUCUGUAUAUUCACCUCAUUGAGCCAAGGAUGGUAACACAAUUCCAAAAGUUUGACACCAAAUGGUCCCUAAGGCCAAUUAGGAGGGCCUUCAAGGGGACUUUUAUUGUCGCUGGUGGUUACGAUAGGACUGACGGGAAUGAGGCUAUAUCCACCGCUGCCGCCGAUUUGGUCGCUUAUGGCCGCCUCUUUUUGGCCAAUCCUGAUCUCCCCACAAGAUUUGAGCUCGAUGCUCACUUAAACGAACCCGAUCCCGCCACCUUUUAUACGCAUCACCCUGUGCUUGGAUACACGGAUUACCCUUUUCUUCAUCACCACAUAUAA